UCCUGAUCAACGAAAAGGUAUUCGGACGAGACUUCGUCAGGUCAGUUUCUGUGAUGAAUGUUGUUAAAAUUAAACGACACUUUGAAGUUGAGGAAAGAUCGGGUGGGAAGGCGCGAGGCGGAAAGCUAGCGCGUCGGGCGCGUUCUUUCAAAGAGGACUUCCUGGAGAAGCUGUCACAGAUGCGUUCUCCAGGAGGUGGCACCGGAGGCGGUGGAAGUGCAACCGUGACCCGAGCGGCAUCGCCCUCAUCGCCUCGCACUCCUCGUGACAAGGCCGCAGCUGGUGAGACCCUGGAUAAAAGUCCUCUUCGUGACCUCCAUAUACACGUACGCCAGGUACAGUUGGCCCUACUGCACUUUCGCGAUGUAGUGUCGAAAAACAAGCUGGAGAUGCUUCCGGGAAACGGUACCAUCGUCCUGGAUACUGUCACGACCAUACACACCGUACUCAAGUCUUACCUUCUCUCUGAAAACAGUUCAACUUUGGGCUCGGCUACUAAUCAAGUAUACCAAGCACUUGCACAGUUGUUAAAACUUUGCGACGAUGUGCUGCUACAUGGAGAUCAGUCGUCUGCGUUGGAUACUGGAAAUGUCAACCACGUUAUUGGAUUAGUCGAGGAUGCUGUUAAAAACUUGGUCACUCUCGCACAAGAGAAAAUUUCUAAUAGACAAAAACCGCCACCGAUAGCUGCGAGUAAUAAUAGAUCAUCGGGUUAUAAUUCUGAGUUGACAGCGCAAAGGAAUUCUCUACCCGACAUUCCAUUAACGCCAAGAGAAAGACAAAUUUUGGAACAGGCAGCCACAUCAAGCAGCUUAGUUCGAGGUUCACAUAGUUCAGAAUCUAUCUUAAGAGAUUCCAGUCCACCUCCGAAACCACCUCUUCCAGAUAGAACUAUUUGCGUAUCCGAUGAAAAUAGUUUUUCUGGAACGCCGCCUCCUUUGCCACCAAAAAGAAGAACCCGAGCUCAACAAUUACUGGAUGAGACCGAAGGUAUUUUAGCAGCUAGUCUCGACAGGGUCUCGCUUCGUAGCAGAUCUCCAGAGGACUCGUCGUCCCUCCUUAGUGCAUCUGCUGGAAGUUUAGAUUCUGCACUAAAUCAUUCGAGAGAUGAGGAUGAAAUCCGAGCAAUUAUGGGACCAAACGACGAGUCUCUUAACGACAGUAUGGAUCUCAGUUUAAUGGCAACGAUACAAGGCAUGCAAGUUAAUGGAACGUCUCAUUGCGGUUGUUGGGAUGGUUCGGAAACAAGUUUACCAAGCACUAUGUUGCUAGGUCAGCAAUCUCAACAAGAAAUUCUCAGUCCCUUUACCGGCAUCGAUGCGAAAAUGGAGCGGCUAUCGACACAAACCCAAGAGUCCGGUUUCGUAUCAAUGCACUCGCAGAGAAGUUCUUCUCAAAGCUACACUGCUUCGAGUAUGACUUCGAAAAGGUCUUCGCAGCAGAGCAGUAUCAGCUACAAUUCCCAGUCGUUUAGUUCUCAGCAACAAUCGUUUUCGCAGCAAAAACUAGCUGCCGAUAACAAUGGCACAGUUUUCUCGCAGAAAACGAUAACCAGUUCGAAAAGUUCUGUCAGCACGACAAACAUAACUGGUAGCGGAGAUCCAACUCUCUUGGAGAAACUGGUAAAUGAAAUUGAAGACUGUUUAACACUGGAUGCGAAUGGUAUUCCCCCGGCUCUUCCUGAAAAAAGAUCAAAGCGCAGAAAAGAAAGGCAUCCCUCACAAUAUGACAAUGUUCCCGAAAAUGAACAUUUAUCAACCUGCAGUCUUCAUAGCAAUGGCGAAAGUUACGAUUCUAGCAAACCACCUCCUCUACCAAUCAAAAAAAGACACAUCAUGGCGUAUAUGGAGAUGUUUGGAAAUUGCUCGCACAGUAACAACGACUUUAUCUCGGAUUUGGGCACGAGACAUUCGAUGGCAGCUUACAAUACGAUGCAGGCUGAAUGGCAGCAGCACGAAAUGUCUUUGACAACAACGCAAUCUUGUUCCUUCAUGACCCAUACGAUGACAAGCUUGCACGACAGUUCGAGCAUUUCCGUUACCACGACACCUUCGAUUAAGGAAGUCCUCUGCAAUUCUGGUUUACCUCCAGCAUUACCGCCAAAGAGAUCUCGUUCUAUUAAAUCAAAAGUAACUCCACCCCCGAUUUCACCCAAACCCACUGUCAGCAUGCAAAGUGUCCACAUACCCGAGACAAUUUCGGCUUCGACUCCCCUCAAAAUUGAGGAUUCCAAAUGCAAAACAGAGUCGAAACCAGUUACGCCUUCUACUCCAGUUUCCUUGAACAAUAAUAUACAUACGGACAAUUUGUCGAGGCCAACAAGUGACGCUCUCACGAAUAUAUCCGCCGACGAAAACACUCUGGAGUUACAUGAUGUGGAACAGGAUGAGAGCCUCUUAGACGAAAUAGAAAUUAAUAAAUACCUCGUCUUUAAAAAGCCUGAAGAAGACGGUCCUGAUAUUCGUGGAGGAAAUCCGGAUGCUUUGCUAAUUCAUGCUACCAAAGCCAACAAACAUGACGAGAAGGAAUCAGAUUUCUUGUAUCAGGAAGCAUUUUUGACAACAUAUAGAACUUUCAUGUCGCCUCUGGAUCUCAUCAAGAAAUUACACAGGCGACACCAACGUUUUUCAUGUUCGUCUGACGUAGUAAAACAACGAGCUGCGAGAGAGGCUUUCUCUCUUCUCGUCAGAGUUGUUAGCGAUUUAACGUAA
Messenger RNA from Belonocnema kinseyi, 2711 nucleotides. It is a transcript of the gene C3G, whose product is annotated as guanine nucleotide-releasing factor 2. The record is from RefSeq and is a predicted model, not a curated record. The transcript has 14 exons. Lineage: Eukaryota; Metazoa; Arthropoda; Insecta; Hymenoptera; Cynipidae. The coding region runs from base 54 to 2711 and encodes 885 amino acids.